Molecule: messenger RNA, 487 nt
Organism: Paramecium octaurelia
Lineage: Eukaryota; Ciliophora; Oligohymenophorea; Peniculida; Parameciidae
Source: the annotation of a GenBank genome assembly
CUCAAUUUCUCAAGACUAAAGUCUUCAAAAAUAAGUAGAAUAAGAAUCCAUAAUAGAAUUAACCUACCUAGAAAUUCCUACCCUCAACUCCUGACAUAAAAAGGCAUUUCAAUAAAAUCAAAUCCCUUAACAAAUCAAAAGACGAAUUGAAUUCAAUGAUCAAAUGAGAAAAAUCGUCAAAAUUUAACCUCCUCCAGAGUAAUAGGAUACUGAUAGUUAUAUUUCAUUACCAUAAGAUUCAGAAAUUAGCAAACCCAAUCAAUUCAAUAAUUCUGAUCAUAACACCCAACCUCAAACUCCGAAUUUUCAAAACAUAGUCUAAGCCAAAUCUAAUAUUCAAUUGUUUGUUACUCCAUAAUAAUUCCAAUAAAUGAUCACAUGCCCUUUGAUUUUAAAAUAUAAUAAAUUAGCGCCUCUUGUAAGUUUCUAUGACAAUAACAUAAGAAUAACAUCGUCCUCAGACUACUUAAUCAAUUAGCCAUUCUGA